This is a messenger RNA of Morchella importuna, 363 nucleotides long. RefSeq lists its product as uncharacterized. The coding region runs from base 1 to 363 and encodes 120 amino acids. The record is from RefSeq and is a predicted model, not a curated record. Lineage: Eukaryota; Fungi; Ascomycota; Pezizomycetes; Pezizales; Morchellaceae. The transcript has a single exon.
AUGCAACACAUUUCAACCUCGACACCCACCCUAAUUGUUAAUCAUAAGGUGUCACUCGGUACGACUACCCAGUCGACCACGCGACACCGCUCAUUAGGGUCAGCGACACUACCUGUCAGCAGCCGAAAGCGCAAUGCACCUUACAGACGCCCACAGGUGCAUUGUGCGUUUCUCAAUCGCAACGUCCCUUUGGUUGCGCAACUACACUCACGAACCCACCCGUCCCAGGUUGCGCGGCCUCGACGUCCUCAGGCCCGCCUGCUCGGCUACAUCAGAAAACGACAUACGCCAGGCAGGUUCCGUGACACCCAGGCACAGCGUCCUGGUGAUUUUGGAGUUGUGGCGGUCAACAUGGUACCCUAA